GCUCGGUUGGGGAUUUUAGUCUAUUUGUUAGUUAUACCCGACUCCAACCGCCUCCCCAGUGGUCCUAGCUGCUCCUAAAAUACUGCGGCGGCGCCGUUGUUUUUCUAUUCUUUCUCCUUAUGAUCCUUUUUGCGACUCAUCCAUCCCUAUCGACAACAUGACCGUACACAGAGAAGCCGAGUUGGCUGCCAUUCAGAAUGGCCCCAACUAUGAUGACCAUUAUGCCGAUGUGGAGAAGAAGGAAUACAGUGAGGAUGUGCCAGCAAACGAUCCAUUCGGUAACGAGGAAGAAGGAGAAGUCAAGUAUCGUGUUAUGGGUUGGUGGCAAUGUGGAAUGUUGAUGAUCGCGGAGAAUAUGUCCCUAGGCAUUCUAUCGCUUCCGUCCGCAAUGGCAACACUAGGACUUGUCCCAGGAGUGAUUAUUCUUGUCGGAAUGUCCGGCGUAUCAUGGUACACAGGUUAUGUUAUCGGACAGUUUAAGCUUCGCUUCCCUCAAACGCACAGCAUGGGUGACGCCGGAGAGCUUAUUUUGGGACGUUUUGGACGGGAAAUGAUGGGUAUUGGCCAACUGCUCCUCUUGAUCUUCCUGAUGGCUAGCCAUAUCCUUACGUUCUCGGUGCUAUUCAAUACCAUCACCGGUCACGGAACCUGCACCAUUGUCUUCGCUGUCAUUGGAAUGGUCGUCAGCUUCAUCGGCGCCCUUCCACGUACCAUGAACAAGGUGUACUAUAUGUCCAUUGUCUCUUGCAUUAGUAUCAUCGCAGCGACCUUUAUCACCAUGAUUUCCAUCGGAGUCCAGGCCCCUGAUCAUGUCCAGGUCGAUGCGACCAGGGACGUUAGUUUCCAGGAUGCAUUUUUGGCUGUGUGCAACAUUAUCUUUGCCUAUAUCACUCACGUUGCCUUCUUCGGACUCAUCUCGGAAAUGAGAGACCCUCGGGAAUUCCCCAAGUCGUUGACCAUGCUUCAAGUGGUGGACACGUCCAUGUACGUCGUCACAGCGAUCGUCGCCUAUCGUUAUGCCGGCCCAGAUAUCGCAUCCCCCGCCCUUUCGUCUGCAGGACCUGUCAUGAAGAAGGUUGCUUACGGCAUUGCGAUGCCCACUGUUGUCAUUGCCGGUGUUAUCUACGGCCACGUUGCCUGCAAAUACAUUUAUGUUCGCGUUUUCCGUGGCUCUGACCACAUGCACCAGAAGAGCAUGCUUGCUGUUGGAACCUGGGUUGGCAUUGCGCUCGCCCUGUGGGUGAUCGCAUGGGUCAUUGCUGAGUCCAUUCCCGUCUUCAACGACCUUCUGAGUUUGAUUAGUGCCCUUUUCGGUAGUUGGUUCAGUUAUGGAUUCCCCGCCAUUUUCUGGUUGGUCAUGAACAAGGGAGUCUGGUUCUCUUCUCCCCGGAAGAUCCUCCUGACCAUCGUCAACCUGAUCAUCCUCGGCAUUGCCUGCGCCAUUUGCGGUUUGGGACUCUACGUCUCGGGUAAAUCGAUCCACGAGAACUCCUCUUCUGCUAGCUGGACCUGUGCCAACAACGCCGUCUAAUUCUCUCUUUUACGGCACCGUCCACCCACAACAAUACACACGUACCGUGUCGAUGACUUCCUACGAGAAGAUCUUGGGAUGGGCUCGUUAGAAACAGCCAUUUCGAUUAUAGCGGGCCUAUAGUUUUUGGGACUCGGCCAUCGCCCAGUCACCAGAUUCAAGGCUGUUCUAAUGGUUACUAUAUAUAUUAGCAUCUUGAUCGGCAUCUUAGAAAGCGUCAAGGGAUCUGUACUGUACAUAGAAUAUCUAGAGAGCUUCACUUUUUUGCAUGUGACAUGAAGUCAAAUGAACAUAAAUUCUUUGCAUUCAA
This is a messenger RNA of Aspergillus caelatus, 1841 nucleotides long. RefSeq names its product transmembrane amino acid transporter protein-domain-containing protein. Gene Ontology annotation, molecular function: amino acid transmembrane transporter activity. The record is from RefSeq and is a predicted model, not a curated record. Lineage: Eukaryota; Fungi; Ascomycota; Eurotiomycetes; Eurotiales; Aspergillaceae. The transcript is spliced from 9 exons. Gene Ontology annotation, biological process: amino acid transmembrane transport. Gene Ontology annotation, cellular component: vacuolar membrane. The coding region runs from base 158 to 1531 and encodes 457 amino acids.